CGAACACCUGGGGCUCACUGGACAUCCUGCUCCAAAACUUGCUUGUUGUGCGCCAUCCAUCAGGAAUUUUGCAUACCCAUAACAAACAUCGGAUGCUGUCGAAGGGUCGGUGGUAAACACUGGCUACGUCAACACGCAACAUUCCCACUGUCAGUUCGUGCGCCCUCGUACCACCCCCUUCGCCAACCAGCCAAUGUGUGGCCGUUCCGCAGCGCCCGGCGCAGAGGCCUCCCUGGCCGUGACACCUGAAACCACCCUCUCACACUCGCAUUCCUCCGAUAGCGAUGCGGCAAAGGCAUCACAGUCGUUGCAAGCCUUCGUCCCCGCUUCCACCCUUUGCACCUCUGCGUUCGACCUGGUGAUGUCCGCCGGCCUGCCGCUGACGAUCGUGCAUCACUCGCUGCGGGUCUACCUGCUUGCGAAUUGGUUGGCCCAGCGCGAGAAGAGUGAGUGGGCAGACAGUGAUCUCUUGUUCGUGGCAUGCAUAUGCCAUGAUAUUGGUGCCGCCCAGGCGCACAAUGGCCCACAGCGAUUCGAGGUCGAGGGCGCCGAUGCUGCCGCGGACUUCCUACGCAGGCAGUCGAGGUCGGAAGCAGAGGCGCACGAAGUCUGGACGGCGAUCGCUCUACAUACGUCGCCUGGCAUAGCAGAACGCAUCACACCAUUGGCUAGGCUGGUCAGGUUGGGCGUCCUGAUUGAUUUCCGUCCGGCAACCCGGGCGGCCUUGGAUGCAGUGGCAUAUGCAGAAACCCUCGAGGCCAAACUUCCACGGCUGGAGAUUGAGAAGAUCUUGGGGGACGCUGUCGUUCAACAAGCUGUUCAGAAUCCAGCAAAGGCCCCCGCAGCUUCAUGGCCGAACAACCUUUACAAAUCAUAUCUCGAAAACCCCGGGUGGACAGGUGUCAAUCGAGGCUUUUGAAGAGCAUUAAAUAUUCUAGGUAUACUCUCGAAAUAAAAGUACUGUUGAGAAGCU
Messenger RNA from Cladophialophora immunda, 973 nucleotides. RefSeq lists its product as uncharacterized. NCBI's taxonomy places the organism in Eukaryota, Fungi, Ascomycota, Eurotiomycetes, Chaetothyriales, Herpotrichiellaceae. The transcript has a single exon. Bases 194 to 919 code for a protein of 241 amino acids. The record is from RefSeq and is a predicted model, not a curated record.